This is a messenger RNA of Rhincodon typus (whale shark), 437 nucleotides long. RefSeq names its product zona pellucida sperm-binding protein 4-like. Lineage: Eukaryota; Metazoa; Chordata; Chondrichthyes; Orectolobiformes; Rhincodontidae. The coding region runs from base 39 to 425 and encodes 128 amino acids. Gene Ontology annotation, cellular component: egg coat. The record is from RefSeq and is a predicted model, not a curated record. Gene Ontology annotation, molecular function: structural constituent of egg coat; acrosin binding. Gene Ontology annotation, biological process: binding of sperm to zona pellucida; prevention of polyspermy. The transcript is spliced from 2 exons.
GCUGGUGCUCAGGCCCCUGCACAGAUUCAGGGAGCGCGAUGGGACGUUGGUUGUGCCUUGGGGCUGCUCUGCCCCUCCUGGCCUCUGCUCCUUGUGACCCGGAGCCGGCCUGGAGGCUGCCGUGUGGCCCGCCCGCUAUCAACAGCACUGACUGUAUCAAGCAGGGCUGCUGCUUUGAGUCACCGAGACUCAGUGGGCAGCCCUGUUUCUACAACCUGAGAGAGAGCCCGGAUGGCAACUACAGGCUGUGGUACAAGGACAGUGACUACCCCAUUGAGAGAAUCCUUCGGGAGUCGGUGUUUGUUGAGGUUCGUGUGAAGGAUCGCACUGACCCAAUGAUUGUCCUGAGAUUGCGUGACUGCUGGGCAACUCCUGUGCCAGCCCCUGACCAUGAGGUGCAGUGGAGUCUCCUGGUGGAUGGGUAAGGACUUGAUGGA